Oryza brachyantha (malo sina) is the source of this 1716-nucleotide messenger RNA. RefSeq names its product probable sarcosine oxidase. The transcript has 2 exons. Gene Ontology annotation, molecular function: flavin adenine dinucleotide binding; sarcosine oxidase activity. The record is from RefSeq and is a predicted model, not a curated record. Lineage: Eukaryota; Viridiplantae; Streptophyta; Magnoliopsida; Poales; Poaceae. The coding region runs from base 1 to 1386 and encodes 461 amino acids.
AUGGCCGCAGCCGCAGCGUCCGCCGGCGGCGCCGGCCGGUUCGACUUCGACGUGAUCGUGGUGGGCGCGGGCAUCAUGGGCAGCUGCGCGGCGCACGCGGCGGCGUCCCGCGGCGCGCGCGCGCUGCUCCUGGAGCGCUUCGACCUGCUCCACCACCUCGGCUCGUCGCACGGCGCGUCCCGCACCAUCCGCGACGCCUACGCCAAGGCGCACUACCCGCCGAUGGUGCGCCUCGCCCGCCGCCUCUGGGCGGACGCCGAGGCCGAGUCCGGCUACCGCGUGCUCACCCCGGCGCCGCAGCUCACCAUGGGCCCGCGCGGCGACGCCUCGCUGCUCGCCGCCGUCGAGAACUCCGGCGCGGGCGAGGUGGACCUCGCCGUGAGGUGGGGCGGCGCGUUCCGCGGCGUCCCCGACGGGUGGGUGGCGGCCGUCAGCGAGCACGGGGGCGGCGUGCUGAACGCGACCAAGGCGGUGGCCAUGUUCCAGGCUCUCGCCGUCAAGGAGGGCGGCGUCAUCAGGGACAAUGCGGAGGUCGUCGGCAUCGUCAAGAAGGAAGGCGAGGCCGGAGUCUUCGUGAAGACGAGCGGCGGCGAGGAGUUCCACGGCGCCAAGUGCGUCGUGACGGUGGGCGCCUGGACCAGCAAGCUGGUCAGGUCCGUCGCCGGCGUGGACCUCCCCAUCCAGCCGCUCCACAUGCUCGUCCUGUACUGGAAGAUCAAGCCCGGCCGUGAGCGCGAGCUCACGGCGGAGGCCGGCUUCCCGACGUUCUCCAGCUACGGCGAGCCGCACGUGUACAGCACGCCGUCGCUGGAGCUCCCGGGCCUGAUCAAGAUCAACUACGACGGCGGCCCGCCGUGCGACCCGGACAGCCGGGACUGGGCCACCGGCGGCGGCGACGUGGCCUCCCACGUCGCCCGGUGGAUCGAGGCGUUCAUGCCGGACCACGUGGAGACCGCCGGCGGGCCGGUCGUGCGGCAGCCGUGCAUGUACUCCAUGACGCCGGACAAGGACUUCGUGAUCGACUUCCUCGGCGGGGAGUACGGCAAGGACGUGGUGGUUGGAGCCGGGUUCUCCGGCCACGGGUUCAAGAUGGGGCCGACGGUGGGGAGGAUCUUGGCCGAGAUGGCCAUGGACGGCGGGACGAAGACGGCGGCGGAGGCCGGGGUGGAGCUCCGGCACUUCAGGAUCAGCCGCUUCGAGGGCAACGCCAUCGGUCAGCAGAUGGAUCAUGGUGUGACGUUGACUGCUGCAUCCCCUCCAUUGCUACAUCCUUUUUCUGUUGCUUGCUGCGCGGUGACCGCUGCAGUUCUCCGACUUGCUUCGCCGUCUAGAAGCUGCUCGGCGAAAUGUCGGCCUCGGUGGAAGUGGAAGCAAAUCAACUUCUGAACAUGAUUUGGCACAUUUGAUCGGGCCGGAGGCAACAAAAGGGGCAUGUGAUCGAAGUUGCAACAACUGGAAGAUGGCGAGCAUGGGAAGAAAAUUUGAUGCAGUCAUGAAGCUCACAUUUUAACUUGUCUACUCGCUGUGUUGAUGACCUCUUUGUUUCUGAUCUCUAUGGGUUUUUAUGUCCCUUUAUUCUUCUCUUAUAGAUUGGUUAUGAGCUUAAGCUUGGCUACUAUAUAAGUUUGGUAGUCAGGCUAAUUCGUGUAUCCUGAAUUGGUUUACUUUUUCGGCUGCAUGCUGUAUUCUGAACCCUACAUGUUAAUUCUAUUCACA